Messenger RNA from Daucus carota subsp. sativus, 1641 nucleotides. RefSeq lists its product as uncharacterized. Lineage: Eukaryota; Viridiplantae; Streptophyta; Magnoliopsida; Apiales; Apiaceae. The record is from RefSeq and is a predicted model, not a curated record. The transcript is spliced from 7 exons. The coding region runs from base 216 to 1451 and encodes 411 amino acids.
ACUAUAUCUCACUCACUCAGUUCCAGAAAAUAAAAUCAAUCCUUGUUUUAGUUCCAGCAACUACAUCCUACAUAUUUACACACAUAAAACAUCCUCAAAUUUUGUCCAUGCUUCAAUAUGUCCUAAUGCUUGUAGUUCAACUCUAGUACUUAUAUUGCACUGCAGUUUGAGUUGUGGUCUCAGCAAUCUAAAUAUAUAUCUGAAAACAAAGAGAAAUGGGUAAGAAAGAUCAACAGCAUCAUCAUUCUAGCCACCAAGACAAAGUGGAAGCUGUUCUCAAUCUUCUCAGAAAACAAGCUCCGCUCACUCUCAAACAGGAGAAGUUUUGCAGCAUAGGAUGUGUAGAGAGAUUCUUGAAAGCAAGAGGAGAGAAUGUCAAAAAAGCUGCUAAGCAACUCAGAGCUUGCCUUUCUUGGAGAGAUGCCAUCUCCAUUGAGAAUUUAAUAGCCGAUGAAUUUUCAACUGAGCUUGCCGAGGGAUUAGCUUUUGUGUCCGGUUUUGACGAUGACUCUAGACCGGUUCUGAUAUUCCGAAUCAAGCAAGACUACCACAAGUUCCAUUCACAGAAACAAUUUACUCGGUUGUUGGUGUUUACACUGGAGGUUGCAAGACAAAGCAUGGCUAAAGAUGUUGACCAAUUUGUCCUCCUAUUCGAUGCUAGCUUUCACAGCUCAGCAUCAGCUUUUAUGAAUAUGUAUUUAGCUACACUCAAGAUCAUAGCAGACUACUAUCCUGCUCAGCUUCACAGAGCUUUUGUCAUAGACCCUCCCUCUCUUUUCUCUUAUCUUUGGAAGGGAGUGAAGGCAUUUGUGGAGUUAUCACAACUCACAACAAUAGUCUCAUCACUAGAUUUCGAGGAGUCUUUGGAGUGCAAUGACUUCACAUUCCACCCGCGAGCCUCCUCCCUCCGAUUCGAUUCCUCUUCAAUCCCAUCAACGGCCCAGAUCGGCGCAUGCUCUUCCUCCCGUUUCUCAUUCACCGUGGCCCACCACUUCGACUCCGUCAAGCCAUGGUACCUCAGCCUGACCGACACGUCAGCCUCCAAAGUCGGCCCCACAAACGCCUCUCUUAUCGGUCCCAACGCCAGGUCAUUCUCAUUCGCAUCGCCAGCUGCCAGGACGCCACGUGGCAACAUCCCCACCGUUGUCCGAAAGAGCUUCUUUCCAUCCACACCGUUGCCUCAGAAGACUCACAAGUUUGACCACUCGAAGAUCAAGCAGCCUCGAACACCCAAGCCAUCUUUCCUACAAUCACCGUUCUUCAGGAAGGAGUGCCACGUCAGCAAGAGUGACAGGUGUCGCGAAUCGUUCUUACCGUUUUUAAGAUUCUACCGGAGGCCGUACGAUGAAAUGAGCUACAGGUCGAAGAUGAAGCCGCCGCUAGGUGGGCUCAUCUCCAUCAUAUCCCCGCGGCUAAAACGUCGACACGUGUCAGUCUCUCAGCGCUUCUGAUGACCAGGAAGAGUACAUAUGUGAUAUGUCUACAUGCAAUAUUAUUUACGAGUACUAUAAUAACAAUUAAAGACUUUAAGUAUUAUCUAAGUAGCUAGCUUCAAUAAUUGUCCAAUUCAUAUGAUCUAGAUUCCAAUGGUAAAAAAAUAGUGGUAAUGUACGUUGUUCUUAAUUAAGUGGGUCACAAGUA